Molecule: messenger RNA, 822 nt
Organism: Chilo suppressalis (striped riceborer)
Lineage: Eukaryota; Metazoa; Arthropoda; Insecta; Lepidoptera; Crambidae
Source: the annotation of a GenBank genome assembly
CUUAUUGGUCUGUGGUAUACAUUACGGAAUACACCCCAUGUCAGCUCCUUGUGCCUCUUUUACAAUCUAAAAAUUAUAUACUUUCUGAACUGAUUUAGUAAUUAAACAAUAUUCUUAUUUUGAGCUAUAUUAGACUUAAAUUUUAAAAUGUAUUAUAAAUAUAUCGUCGUAUUUUUCAUAGCCAUUUAUGUUGUCGUUGUUUCGGGUCAAUCAUAUGAAGAUAAGAGGUGCAAAUGUGUUUGUCCAAGUCCAGCUGCAGUGUUUAACAACUCAGCGACCACUACCACUGAUCACCGCAGACAUUAUAUUGCAAAUGUUCCACCCAAUAAAUGCAACUGCAAGGGUGUAAUUCUGCCACGUGAUGGAGCUGAAAUCACUGAAGAGUUUUGCCCCCGAUGCGAGUGCAAAUAUGAGAAUCGGAACACUACUAUUAUCAAGGUGGUAGUGAUAAUAGUGAUCUGGGUGAUAAUGCUGCUGGUGGUUUACAUGGGCUUCCUCAUCUGCCUCGACCCGCUGAUCAACAAGCGAGCUAAGGCCUCGUAUCAAGAACACACCAAUGAAGAUGACGAGGGUGCCCUGCCGGGGCCGUCACAGCAGAUGGGGGCCAGAGGCAACGUUCUCAACCGAGUGACUCACCAGCAGGACAAGUGGAAGCGGCAAGUGAGGGAACAACGCAGGAACAUUUACGACAGGCACACCAUGCUCAAUUAGAACUAUGACCGCGGCACCGUUGGAAUUGAGCUCAGUUUUGGUUGGUGAGUCGCUGUUGUACUUUUUUCAAUAGCGAUGAUGACGGGGUAUGGUAAACGAAACUAUUCAGUC